Molecule: messenger RNA, 3503 nt
Organism: Bombus pascuorum
Lineage: Eukaryota; Metazoa; Arthropoda; Insecta; Hymenoptera; Apidae
Product: orexin/Hypocretin receptor type 1-like
Exons: 8
Coding region: 2202-3383 (393 amino acids)
Biological process (GO): G protein-coupled receptor signaling pathway
Cellular component (GO): membrane
Molecular function (GO): G protein-coupled receptor activity
Source: RefSeq, a predicted model, not a curated record
GAAGUUUUGCAAUGCUUUUUAACAGCCUUUCUCGAUGGACGAUAACGUUACCACACGAUAACGAUGAAACUCGUCUGUCAAGUGUUAUGGAUUGAGGGAUCAAGUCGGAUCGACAUUUUUUCAGAUCCCAUAGGUGAAGAAUAACAGGGUGCACAGAAAGCAGAGGAUACGAAGAGGAUGAGAGAAGAUGAACGUAACGCAGGCGCGUUUAAAGGAACUCGUGCGCGAGUGGUGUUCAUGUCUGUAACGCUUUCAAGAACUCCGGCGGGAGCUGCGAUUCUUCCUUUCAGUUUAGCGUGGUCCCGCUUCCGAAACUUAUGUCGUGUAUUAUUCUCGCCGGGUAGAAGGUAGUUCGAUCGUAAGUUUCGAUUGUGCGCUUCAUCGAAAAUAGAUACGGAACGAUAAAAUCGACGUAUAAACGCGUUAAGAGUUAAUCGAGGAAGAAAUUCGGAACGUUAAUAACAAUUCGACGAGGGUUAAGUAUAGUGGAGAUAAAAAGUUUACAGCCCGCUAAUGAUUGUGGUUUAAUCUUCUCGCCCAUUAAUUAUAGUGAAUCGUAAAAACAAUUGAUAGAAUUCGCGGAAUAUCGUUGAUUAGAAAAUGUUAGAAAGGAUAGUCUAUCUGAUACGUAUAAGGAAGUGACUCUGCAAAGCUGCAUUUACUUCCAUUUGAAAAAGUAAAUAUUUAAAGCGAACAUGGUGGAAUUCUUUAAAGUAUACAUGUAAUUUAAACAGAUACACUCAAUGUCUCACUCAAUGCAAACCUUUUGCCGGUUUAAGUGAACGUCUCGUAACGUGUAAGAACUAUUCAUACGUAUACUUCUCUCGGUAAAUAUUCGCGCCGUGGCUGUUUGUACAACGACGAGAUUUAUAAAUAUCCGAAUGCAGUUAUUUAACUUGUUUUGUUUCUGGAAAAUUUAGUGCAAUUUUCAAUCUUUAGCACGUUUCGUCUCGCGUUUUGUAUAUAAAUUAGUCGAUACGGGUUUUAUCGCAUACACAAAAAUACCACCCUCGAUCAUCGCAUCCCAUCGCAGAAAUAUUUAUUUAUAAAAUACAGCCAUUCUGUAUCGCGGUUACUUCCCUGAAAUUUAUUUACCCUUAUCCUCACGUCGUCGUUACUUGAAUUACGAAUACGAAAUUGCUCGUAUAUCUCAGACGCGUGUAGGUAUAUAUUACACACGAUAUAUUUAUAGAAAAAUAUGCGAUCACUAUACAGGGCGAUCCUGUUAAUGACAGCUUGAUUCUUAUGAAAAAAAGGAAGACUCGCGGAAUAUCGUUGAUUAAAAAAUGUUAGAAGACUCAAUGGGAAUGAGAAAACAAAGAGCUACAUUUUACGCAUUUAUUCUCAACUUGGAAUUCAUCCUACGAUCAAAUUAUUUGGCUAUGUAUAGUCCAUUCUGCCGAUUCUAGACUUCGCGAGGAGAAUAAAUUGACUGGAAGCUAUUUGAUAAUUGAGAAUGUUGACAACCUCGUUGAAUUUUCACAGUUAGAUAGAUAACGAAAUUGAUGUUAACAAUCCUCUCAUACCAUUAUGCGAUUAAUCGACAGGUAUACUUUUGAGAAAAUGGCGAAGAUAAUGAUACGUUGUUUCGUGCCACGUUCACUCGCGCACCCUGUUUCCUCGUCGUAAAUUGACAGCAGAAACGUACUUAACUUUUUAAAUAUCCGGGAAAUAUUGCAUGCGUUUCCCGCGAUUGUUCUACAUGCGACAGACGGAUCGAUCCUUUUCGAUUUGCCACGAAAUAUAUCCACGACAUAAAAGUUUCCAUUCUAAAUUCGUCAAAAUACACAAGUAUAAUCGAAACGCAUUGCCCUGACGAAGCAAGAGUCGAUGGAUAUAAUAAACGAUCAAACGGAAUAACGAAAUAACAGAAACGGGGGCAGGGGAUGAGCUAUAGUCGCAGGUGAUUCUCGUACAACAAAUUCCCUCGUUAAUUAUUCGUGUAACAGAUACAGUUCCCUUUGUAAUCGCAUAAUUGAGAUUACUUGAUCGAAAUUUAGCCGUGACAUGAACAUAUGCCGAGUUGAAACAAAUCCUCGAAUUAUAAUUACACGAUUGAUCGUGACAGUUUUCUCUGUCCGAGAUAAAUGGUUAAUAUUCUCUAUGCCCAUUGAAGCCAGAAAUCACUUUCGCUUGUGUUCCAUUGCGCGCACAAGAUCAUACGAGAGAGCUUGAUAUUGGAUUAUAAAAACGAGGAAAUCAUGUCGACGAAUGUAUACAACGACUCAAGGAUAUCUUCACUAGAGUUUAAUAGCUCGUACAAUGGGACGAUGGUGUCUUCAAACGAAAGCUUCAGAAUGGACAUCACCGAGGAUAUACUUUGGUACUUUUACAACAAGUUUCACAACGAGACUAAUUACUUGUUGAUCAUCCUCUAUGUUCCUGUGAUAGCACUCGCAAUAACGGCCAACGUUCUCGUGAUUGCGGUCGUUUUCAAAUACCACUACAUGCGUAGCGUGACUAAUUAUUUCGUGGUCAACUUGUCAGUGGCGGACCUUUUGGUGACUACGAUUUGCAUGCCUGUGGCUGUCAGUCAAGCAGUCUCUAUAGUAUGGACCCAUGGUGAAAUAAUGUGCAAACUUUCCUCUUACCUUCAGGGUGUUGCAGUCGCUGCUUCGGUUUUUACCAUCACCGCGAUGAGCAUCGACAGAUACUUGGCGAUAAGGAGUCCUAUGGCAUUUCGACGAGUGUUCAAUCGAAGAAGCACUGUUCUCGUAAUCGUGGCUCUUUGGUUGGUCGCUCUAAUCAUCUUUGCUCCUGUUCUCAGAGCGAUGACCCUCCACAGUCCGAGUAUGGAACUUAGCAACAUAUCUUUCCACGGAUCCUGGACAAUGACGAAGAAUAUUUCACAGAAUACUUCUCGUGUCUCUCAUUUACCACCUGUUUUCUACAUUUGUUCGGAAGAUUUUAAGCCUCUGGGCAUUCAGGCGCCUCUUUUCGGUGCUGUGUGCUUUGUGCUGGUUUAUGCGAUUCCAGGUUUCGUCGUAAUACUAUCUUACUCCAUGAUGGGUCGAACACUGUGCGCCCGAAAACCACCUUUUGACUGUGACAGCGUCGAAGGAAGCGCCAGCUCGCAACAGAGUUUCAGGCUGGUACGUGAGAGAAGGCGAAUUGCUUGGAUAUUGCUUCUUUUGGCGGUGUUCUUUGCUCUGUGUUGGUUACCAUAUAACGUCUUAAUGCUACUGAUAGAUCUGGGCGUAGUUGGGGGAAAGACAACGAGAGAUGCUCUUUCCUAUUGCCUGUUUCUGGGACACGCGAAUAGCGCAUUGAAUCCUGUCGUAUACUGUGUUAUGACCCGUAAUUUUCGCCGGAGUAUAUCGGAGAUCCUUUGCUGUGGACCCUAUGGGUUCACUCGUCGAAAACCCCAUCACAGGUGGUUCUGACGUCCUGUUUCAGAGUGCUCAAGGAACUGCCGUGAUCGAUGACAUGUGUGCAGGGUGUAGUGCUAGUAGCACGAUAAGACACGGAUUGUUUCGCAAGCGGAGGAUGUUACCUGGAUGCAG